GACCCGGAAACGAGAAUCCCUCAAUCCUCAUUCCUGAGUCACAGACUCAACUCAACUCAACAAGCUCACGCCUCACGCAGCUGAGAUUCGAAUUUCGAUCGUUCUUCUUUCUGCUCCGUUCUCAAUUUUCCCUCAUUCUUUUUCUCUCUAACCAAACACUCUCAAUACCCUGCUUCAGGUAAAAGUAAAGCUUCAUCUUCUAUUUUGAUUUUUCUUUUUCGCUUCGUUGAAGGGGGAACAAUAAAAAAAAAGUAACUGAAACCCAAAAUUCAAAGACCCUUUCUCACCCAAACCCCCAAAGGUUAAAUUUGGCAUCAAAAUGCCAGAUGUUCAGGCCCUUGUCAAUGAUUUUGUCAAUCAACUUAAAAAACGUAAAAUUGAAGGGUCUCAGGCCACAGCAAAGCAGACAGCGGAGGUGCUUCGGUCUGUGAUUUCGCAGCAGCGCGUGCCACACACGAACCAGGCUGCAGCUUUGAUUAAUGCAGUAAGGGCAGUUGGGGAGCAGCUUAUUGCUGCAAAUCCUGUUGAGCUAGCAGUGGGAAAUAUUGUGAGGCGUAUUUUACACAUUAUAAGGGAGGAGGAUCUUUCCCUUGCAACAGCUGCUAUGGCUGGCUUGGGGCUGUCAGUUGCUAGUGAUGAUGAAGAUGACAUGGAGCGAAGUGACCAGCCCAUUUUAUCUGCUGCUGCUGUUGCAGCUGCUGCAAGAAGCACCUUGCGUCCACCAUCCUUGCAAACUCUUCUAGAGGAUAUGCCUGAUUCAGCUGCUGUUCCACACACGUCUUCCUCAGGGGGUGAUUCUGAAGGGAAAAGCAGAUCGGUUGACAAAGGUUCAAGAGGUCGGAAGUUGAAGCAUGAUGUCAUUGAAGCAGUUAAUGAACUUAUUCAGGACAUAUCCACUUGCUAUGAACAAAUAGCUGAGCAAGCAAUAGAGCACAUUCAUCAAAAUGAGGUAAUAUUGACCCUGGGCAGUUCAAAAACUGUGCUGGAAUUUCUCUGUGCUGCAAAGGAAAAAAAGAGAUCAUUUAAGGUCUUUGUUGCCGAGGGUGCACCAAGAUAUCAAGGGCACCUCCUUGCAAAAGAUUUGGCUGCUAGAGGCUUACAAACCACAGUAAUUACUGAUUCAGCAGUUUUUGCCAUGAUUUCCCGAGUUAACAUGGUUAUAGUUGGAGCUCAUGCUGUCAUGGCUAAUGGUGGAGUGAUCGCCCCGGUUGGUUUGAAUAUGGUUGCACUUGCAGCUCAAAGGCAUGCUGUUCCAUUUGUCGUACUUGCUGGGAGUCACAAGCUGUGCCCUUUGUAUCCGCACAAUCCUGAAGUCCUACUGAAUGAGCUGAGAUCCCCAUCUGAGCUGCUUGACUUUGGGGAAUUCUCAGAUUGCAUGGAUUCUGCUAGUGGCGCUGGCUCUCUUCACAUUGUUAAUCCAACGUUUGAUUAUGUGCCACCUAAACUUGUUAGUUUGUUUAUUACUGACACUGGAGGGCAUAACCCGUCCUAUAUGUACCGACUCAUAGCGGAUUACUACUCGGCUGAUGAUCUGGUGGUGAAAGGAAGGCCUACUACAGGAAGUUGAGCAAUUGAGUUUCGGCUACCCUAAUUUUUGUUCUAUAAUGGUUUCUGAUGUUCUCUGAUGAAGCAUAGGCUAGAGCUACAGGUUCACGAUCAUUUUGCGCGCAAGAAAGUGGGCUACAUGUAACACUGGGGAACUAGGGGAUGAUCAAUUAUAUAGAGAAAAAGGGAUAUGGGAAAAUUAUCAGGUGAAACAAGAUUGCAUUUUUGUGGUUGCUGACCACGAUGGGGUACACAUUUUGUGCAUAUAACCCUUUUAGUCUUUAUUAAGAUCUAGCCUUUCUGAUUUUUGGUCCAUUCAUGUGAGCAUUCAAGGGUCCCCAACUUUCUGUUUUGAUGUAUAUUUUUUUGUUACUCCCAGGAAAAAAAGGUAUCAGAGAUCUUUAUUCUUUACACACAAAUUUCUAGUUUAGUUUGUUUAGUUGAUUUGUUCCAACAUGUAGUUGCCAUAGAAACCUUUUAUUCCUGGUAUGUUAUUUGGAGGCACAAGAAUCAUGAAUUUUUGCAGGUGAAUCAUGAAUGGCUUGUUUUGAGAUGGCA
Arachis ipaensis is the source of this 2103-nucleotide messenger RNA. Its product is annotated as NagB/RpiA/CoA transferase-like superfamily protein. The record is from RefSeq and is a predicted model, not a curated record. Gene Ontology annotation, biological process: translational initiation. Gene Ontology annotation, cellular component: eukaryotic translation initiation factor 2B complex. Gene Ontology annotation, molecular function: guanyl-nucleotide exchange factor activity; translation initiation factor activity. NCBI's taxonomy places the organism in Eukaryota, Viridiplantae, Streptophyta, Magnoliopsida, Fabales, Fabaceae.